CCAGAGGUGGAGCAGGUUCUAAGUUAUAAGUCCAGGCGGCUGUUUAUAAUUCCUCCUCGAAGUCUUUGGAUCAUUUUGCAACUUGCUCCGCUCCGCUUCACCACCAGACCCUUCAAACUACCUUCAGCUUGAAAGAAAACACUUCAACGAUGUGUGGAAUUUUCGCCUACCUGAAUUACAGAGUGCCGCGGACGAGGGGGGAUAUCUUUCAGACCCUCAUAAAGGGACUUCAAAGGCUGGAGUACAGGGGUUAUGACUCUGCAGGUGUUGCAGUAGAUGGCUCAGUUAAAGAUCAUGCUGCUAGUAUCAGCCUCUAUAAGAAGACAGGGAAGGUGAAAGCGCUUGAUGAAGAGAUCUACAAGAACAACUCCAUCGAUUUCGAGGCAGAACUGGACACACACUUUGGCAUUGCACACACUCGCUGGGCCACACAUGGAGAGCCCAGUCCUCUCAACAGCCACCCUCACCGAUCUGACAAGAACAAUGAAUUUGUUGUCAUCCACAACGGCAUCAUCACAAAUUACAAGGAGCUGAAGAAGUACCUGGUUUCCAAAGGCUACGAUUUUGAGUCGGACACAGACACAGAGGUCAUCCCUAAGUUGAUCAAGUAUCUCUACGACAACCGCGAGAACGAUUAUGUGUCCUUCUCCACCCUAGUGGAGCGCGUCAUUCAGCAGCUGGAAGGGGCAUUUGCUCUGGUUUUCAAAAGCAUUCAUUUCCCAGGAGAGGCCGUUGCCACCAGGAGGGGCAGCCCGCUGCUCAUCGGUGUGCGCAGUCAGUAUGAGCUUUCCACAGAGCAGAUCCCUGUCAAGUACAACUGCGGUAAUUCCAGGAGAGAUGAACAGGAGAAAAACUUACUGAACCGAAGGGGCAGCGCCAAUGCCUUGCACUCAGUCCAUGACAGACUGGCGGUGGAGUUUUACUUUGCAUCUGAUGCCAGUGCCAUUAUUGAGCACACCAACAAGGUGAUUUAUCUGGAGGACGAUGAUAUUGCUGUAGUGGUGGAGGGGAAGUUGUAUGUGCAUCGUAUUAAGCGUACAGCAGGCGAAGACCCCGUCCGUGUCAUUCAGACCCUACAGAUGGAGCUCCAGCAGAUCAUGAAAGGUAACUUCAAGGCUUUCAUGCAGAAGGAGAUCUUUGAGCAGCCAGAAUCUGUCGUCAACACCAUGAGAGGCAGAAUAUGCUUUGACAGCAACACAGUUAUUCUUGGUGGCCUUUCUGACCAUCUAAAGGAGAUCAAGAGAUGCAGACGCUUGAUUGUGAUUGGCUGUGGAACCAGUUACCAUGCAGGAGUGGCAACACGACAGAUCCUUGAAGAGUUGACUGAGCUUCCUGUUAUGGUCGAGUUGGCCAGUGAUUUCCUAGACCGCAUCACACCCGUUUUCAGAGAUGAUGUCUGUUUCUUCAUCAGCCAGUCAGGUGAGACAGCAGACACUCUGAUGGCAUUACGCUACUGUAAGCAGCGCGGGGCACUGACUGUGGGCGUCACCAACACUGUUGGCAGCUCCAUCUGCAGGGAGACUGACUGUGGAGUUCACAUCAAUGCUGGGCCUGAGGUUGGAGUCGCCAGCACUAAGGCCUACACUAGUCAGUUUGUGUCUCUGAUCAUGUUUGGCCUGAUGAUGAGUGAAGACAGGCUUUCAAUGCAGCAGAGAAGACUGGAGAUCAUCAACGGACUCAAAAAACUGCCAGAGCUGAUCAAGGAAGUUCUGGCUCUUGAUGACCAAAUCAAAAGCAUUGCAGAUGAGCUCCACCAUCAGAGGUCUCUAUUGGUCAUGGGUCGAGGCUAUAACUAUGCCACCUGCCUAGAGGGGGCACUGAAAAUUAAAGAGAUCACGUACAUGCACUCAGAGGGCAUUCUGGCUGGAGAGUUGAAGCACGGCCCAUUGGCGUUGAUUGACCAUGCCUAUUGA
Molecule: messenger RNA, 1913 nt
Organism: Cyprinus carpio (common carp)
Lineage: Eukaryota; Metazoa; Chordata; Actinopteri; Cypriniformes; Cyprinidae
Product: glutamine--fructose-6-phosphate aminotransferase [isomerizing] 2-like
Exons: 17
Coding region: 150-1913 (587 amino acids)
Biological process (GO): UDP-N-acetylglucosamine metabolic process; protein N-linked glycosylation; fructose 6-phosphate metabolic process
Molecular function (GO): L-glutamine:D-fructose-6-phosphate transaminase (isomerizing) activity; carbohydrate derivative binding
Source: RefSeq, a predicted model, not a curated record